Messenger RNA from Aspergillus oryzae RIB40, 1794 nucleotides. RefSeq lists its product as uncharacterized. The coding region runs from base 1 to 1794 and encodes 597 amino acids. The transcript has a single exon. The record is from RefSeq and is a predicted model, not a curated record. Lineage: Eukaryota; Fungi; Ascomycota; Eurotiomycetes; Eurotiales; Aspergillaceae.
AUGGAGGCAAUGGUCUCUGAUAUCGUUACUAUGCUGCCAGACAUACAGGACCAGCCAAACAACAAGGUGCAGGAGUUUAAUAACUUUUUGGGGGGGCGUGUAGAUAGUGAUGACUACACGACUGCUCUUGGGAUGGCUGGUGGAGGAACAGCGGUUCAUUUUGAUACUAGCAAUCCCAGCAACAUGACGCCCCCUCGCGCGGCUUUUGCUAGUGAUGAUACUGUCGACGGCCUAAAUGAGACUCUCGCGCUGAGUGAGAAUAGAGUCGAACCUGCGGCAAAUGGCACGAAGCGCAUCCGGCUCGUCAUGACCAGAUUCAAGUGCCAUAAGAGGUCCUCCGAAUGGGGCAAGGACGAGAUAUACUGGACGCGUUCGGCCGUGUCUGAUACGGGAGACAAAUUCUCGGGAGAUCCAAUCACCCGCGAGUACGGGUCGAUUCGAAGCGGAGACAUCAGGCAAAUGGAUGCAGGGACUGUUUUGUUCGAUGGACAGGUAAAAGAUGCCCUUGCAAUCUUCAUUCAAUGCUGGGAAGCAGAUAACAGCUCAACCAAGUGGUAUGAGGAUUUACGCAAGGCGAUGGAUGCAAUUUCUAAAGGUUUCAAGGCGUGGCUGGAACAAUAUGGCCAAGUCAUUGCCGAGUUCCAGAAGCAACUUCCCAUUGUGGGUAAUGCCUACAAGAUCCUCGGAUACAUCUCGACUGCGACACAGAUCUUCGCAUGGUUACUGGACAAGUUCCGCAACCACGACGACCUCGUGGCGGAGCGUACGAUUGCCUUUUCUCAGCAAGCUUUAACCUGGUUUCUGGAGUUCCCCAACUGUGAAGCAUCAUUCAUGUUUGAUGGAGGGAAAGGCGGAAAACACGAACUCUGGAUCCGGCGAGAAUACGGGUUUGAUCCGAACGACACGUCCAUCGGAUCCUUGAAGACAAUGACUGGACAACCCGGCAAUUACAGUAUGCAGUCGUCGGUCCCAGGCCCCGGUCGGAGCUUCUGGGGUAUGAGCCUGGUAGACUAUAAGGGUGAGCUCUGGAGCUUCUUCAGCCGCUCACACAACAGCCUACUGUGUUAUAGCAUCUGGAACAGUGAAACUGGAUGGGGUCCCAUCAUUGAGAUUACUGGCAAUUACACCAACGCAAAGCCUGCAGUAGCAACAUUGGACGACACCGUCCAUGUAUUGUACAAAGGAGGCGAUGGGCGACUUCUCCAUGUGGAGUACCUCCCACAGAACAGGACAUGGACUGGUGCAGUACCAGUGGGCUCUGGAACUGCAACCGAAUAUAGCGGUGCCCUCGCCGGCUUUCACGAUAUGCUCGUUAGUGUUCAUCGAGGCAAUGAUCAGCGCCUGUACUGCACUGUCAAAUGGUCGGGACAGAACUGGCAAGAUUGGACUAAGAUGUACUCACCUGCUGGGGCGGACUACAAGUUGGCCCCCGCUCUAUGUUCUUAUGAUGGCAGCUUAUACGUUUGGGCCUGUAUCAAUAGAAACUACCAGCUGCACUGCUACCGGGUGAAUAUGGACACCAAUCCUUGGACGCUGGUCGAUGAGCGUCUUGAAGACACGGCAGCCCAUAACGCCAAAUCUGCUCCUGCAGUCAUGGUAUAUCCCGAAUAUUCGUCUGGCGACGUGAUGUGGGCUUUUUAUCGUUAUAUAAGCGUCAAUGCCACGAUGUUUUAUGAUCCCGUGAGACGCAGGGAAGGCUUAUUCACCCCUUCAAAUCCGGAAUCGGUGGGUGACCCGAGUGUUUGCAAUUAUGAUGGUAAGGUGUGGUAUGGCUACAGCGACCGGCUCUCGUAG